Desarmillaria tabescens is the source of this 1554-nucleotide messenger RNA. RefSeq names its product WD40-repeat-containing domain protein. Gene Ontology annotation, molecular function: protein binding. Bases 78 to 1379 code for a protein of 433 amino acids. Lineage: Eukaryota; Fungi; Basidiomycota; Agaricomycetes; Agaricales; Physalacriaceae. The record is from RefSeq and is a predicted model, not a curated record. The transcript is spliced from 4 exons. Gene Ontology annotation, biological process: ribosome biogenesis.
CUCGUUUUCACAAAGAAAAACUUCGUUAACGGUCUCGAACUCUUCAGAGUCUUCUCAGGCCGUAAAUUCACUCAAAUAUGGCCUCUUCAUCAUCCUCAGGGCCUUCCGUCCCCGUAGUAUUCACUACACAGACUCCAUACCCUCUCCCAACCCAAAAAUUCAUGAUUCCAGCAACAUGGAAACGGUUCCAGCUUUCCCAGCUAAUAAACAAGGCCCUGUCUCUGUCGACCCCAGUACCAUUUGACUUUUUGGUGAAAAAGGAAGUCCUUGCCAGUAGUCUAGGGGAAUGGUGUGCAGAGAAUGGUGUUGCAGAGGAAGAAACGUUAGAGAUUGAAUAUAUUGAAUCUAUUCUUCCUCCUCAAAAAAUGUCCGACCAGCCUCAUGAAGACUGGGUUUCGUCGGUUUCUUGUGAACUUCAAGGGUACUUUCUUACAGGCUCUUAUGACGGCGUAGUUCGUGCAUUUGACUACUCCCAAAAGUUGGAUACAGCUUGCUCUAUCCAUUCUGCGCCCAUAACUUCUAUAUGUGUGGUUCCUACGAACGCGGAUGACGAUUCGCACCUUGUAGCAAGCGCCUCGCACGACUUGACUGCUCAGUUGACGCGUAUUACAUUAGGCGCUGAAAAGUCGCGUUCACGGUUGCUCGCAACGCUCCAUCUGCACACGUCCCCCCUGGCUUCAAUCGCGUCGAAUACCACGGGCUCGCACCUACUGACUGCUUCUUGGGAUGGUCUUGUCGGUCUUUGGGAUACCAAAAUACCCACCAGCGACGAAGUCACAGAGGAAAAUGUCGAUCACGAACGGAAAAAGAGGCGAAAACUCGAUGAAUCAGCCAAACCAAAGCGCAAAGCACCUCAAGUGGUACUGAAAUCGCACACUUUGCGAGUAUCUCGAGCUCUGUUCAGCGACAAUGAUGGAAAAACAGCGUACAGUUGUGGAUUCGAUUCCACAGUGCGGAUAUGGGACAUCGAAAACGAAAUCUGUACUCAGACGAUCACUGCUUCUGAAAAACCAUUCUUGGAUAUGAUCAUCUCGUCGGAUGGCAACACAGCGCUCGCAGCCUCGACUGAUCGCACCGUUUCGCUGUACGAUUUGCGCGGGGGCGUCGUAUCUGGCACCGGAUCACUCAUGCAUCCCGCAACGCCAUCAUGCGUGGCCAAGGCAUCGUCGUCGCUCCACCAGAUCGUCAGCGGUGCCUAUGACGGCGUCGUCCGGCUGUGGGAUCUACGGAGCACCAAGGGUGCGUUGUCGAGCUUCAAGGCCUGGGAAGGGAAGAAAAAGGUGCUCGCCGUCGACUGGAAGAGAGGCCUUGUCGGAGUCGGUGGUGAAGGCGGGUUGGAGGUAUGGAAAGCGGGAGAAGAUGGCAGUAAGAUCGGCUAAGUUGUAUUGGCUGCGGUAUUUGACAGCAAAUGUAGCCGAUAAUAUUUUUCCGCAUAAUAUUCUCUUUUUUGACACAGAGUAUGAUAAGAGAUGUCUACAACAUUUUCCUGGGAUGUGCAGUAACGUUGGCAUCACCGGUAGCGGUGUACGAGGAAGCGAGAAUGAGAUCAGUGCG